Messenger RNA from Impatiens glandulifera, 1407 nucleotides. Its product is annotated as amino acid permease 3-like. Gene Ontology annotation, cellular component: plasma membrane. The coding region runs from base 1 to 1407 and encodes 468 amino acids. NCBI's taxonomy places the organism in Eukaryota, Viridiplantae, Streptophyta, Magnoliopsida, Ericales, Balsaminaceae. The transcript has 5 exons. The record is from RefSeq and is a predicted model, not a curated record.
AUGGCCGAUUAUUAUUCAAACAAGAACCAUAAUCAUCAAGACCCCGAGUUAUUGGACGACGAUGGCCGCCCAAAACGAACUGGGAAUGUUUGGACGGCAAGUGCCCACAUAAUAACGGCUGUUAUAGGGGCUGGAGUCUUGGCCCUGGCUUGGGCGGUGGCUCAGUUAGGCUGGAUCGUCGGUCCAAUCAUGAUGAUCAUGUUCUCCUUUGCAACCUAUUACACAUCCACCCUUCUUGCCGACUGUUACCGCAACGGAGAUCCGCUCACCGGCACAAGGAACUACACUUACGUGGACGCCAUCCGAUCCAACCUUGGUGGGUUCAAUGUGAAGUUGUGCGGGUUUUUUCAAUACCUAAAUCUCUACGGGCUCUCCGUUGGAUACACAAUUGCUGCGGCAUCUAGCUUAGUGGCGAUACAAAAGGGGAUGUGCUUACAGAGGAGGGGAGGUGGAUCGGAUCCAUGUAAUGUAUCAAACACGCCGCUCAUGAUUGGGUUUGGGGUGGUGCAGAUAUUACUUUCUCAGAUCCCAGGCUUAGAUCAGAUAUGGUGGCUAUCUAUUAUUGCUACUAUCAUGUCCUUCACUUAUUCCUCCAUUGGUCUUAUCCUCGGAAUCGCCAAGGUUGCAGCUACCGGAGUAAUCAAGGGAAGUCUCACCGGAGUAAGGGUAGGCGACAAUGGUCUUACAAUGAAUGAUAAGAUAUGGCAAUGUUGUCAAGCUCUUGGAAAUAUCGCAUUCGCUUAUACUUUCUCCAAUAUCCUAAUCGAAAUUCAGAACACGGUUAGAUCUCCACCAUCAGAAACCAAGACAAUGAAGAAGGCAACACUUAUUGGCGUCUCAAUAACAUCCUUCUUCUACUUGCUCACGGGCUGCUUCGGCUACGCGGCGUUCGGAGACCACGCUCCGGAAAACCUCAUCGGAGACGGAUUCCUGAAACCCUACUGGGUUAUCCACGUCGCCAACUUUGCCGUAUUGAUACACAUGUUCGGGGCGUACCAAAUAUACUGUCAGCCAAUCUUCUUCAUUGUUGAGAAAAAAAUGGCAUCAUCAUUCCCCAAGAACAAGUUCAUCAACAAUGAGAUUGAGAUAAGAAUACCAUGUUUAAUGAAAACUAGUUACAAACUCAACCUCUUCAGGAUUGUUUUUAGGACUCUGUACGUGAUCUCGACCACAUUCCUAGCAAAAUUGAUCCCUUAUUUUGGCUCCAUCCUCGGACUAUUGGGUGCCUUUGCUUAUUGGCCGUUGACUGUUUAUUUCCCAAUUGAGAUGUAUAUAGUUCAUAUGAGAGUACCUAAAUGGAGCCCAAAAUGGAUUGGUCUUAAGGUUUUAAGUGCUGUUUUUCUUCUCAUUGCUGGGGCUGCUGCGGCCGGGUCCAUCGUCAUACUUAUAGCCAAUUUCAAGGCUUAA